Arabidopsis arenosa is the source of this 359-nucleotide messenger RNA. The record is from the annotation of a GenBank genome assembly. NCBI's taxonomy places the organism in Eukaryota, Viridiplantae, Streptophyta, Magnoliopsida, Brassicales, Brassicaceae.
CGUUGAGAAAAAAAAAGAAUCUAAACAAACACAAAAAAAAAAACAAAUCGAGAGAAAAUGGGUAUCUACUGGUCCACGUUCCUCUCCUCUGUCCGACCACCUCCGCCUCCUCCGCCACCACCACCGCCACCUGCACCACCGCAGAACCAGUUUCUGGAGCUCGUUGAAGCCGGAGUCCAAAUCUGCAUUGUGGCAGUCAUUGCAAUCGGAAUCUUCCGUGCGGCAAGUGGAGCUCCGGUGAUUGUCUAUGCACGUCGUAGGAGUGACAUCUGGGACAGGGGGUUUUACUAGAUUCUUGCGUAGAUGAUGAUUUCAACCAAAGGUAGUAUUUUCUAAAAGAAUUAAUUAGAGUCAGUUUU